GAUUUUAUUUCGGCAUUCAGUGUUUUGACUGAUAGCAGAUACUUAGCCACUUAAAUCGAAAAGGACAAAAAGAAUGGACUGGAGGAUACUACUUCUGUUUGUCCCACUGAUGCAAGGAGCAUUGUCCCUUACAUGUUUACAAUGUAAAGGUAUCUCACAACCCCGACACUGCAAAUUUGUAGACGAAUGUUUUCCUGGUGAGGUAUGUAGUGUAGAAAAGAUUACUAACUCCUUUGGAGAUACUGUUUACAACGUUGGAUGUAUAACUCAAUUGCUAUGCCACAACACGUCAUUUGCGCAUCAAGGAUCAGACCUCGUAGUAUGCCGUGAAUGCUGCCAGUUUGAUCUGUGCAAUGCCCAAGGGUGCGGAGUGUCUGGAUAUCCACAAAACAGAGGCCCAAUUUGCUACAGUUGUCCCAUGCAGACAAGUCCUGAUACUUGCCAUAAAAUCGCUUUCUGCGAAGCAGGCGACGUUUGCAAGUCUGAUGUCAUGCAUGAAUUCGGAGAUACAAUAUAUACAAGCGAUUGUUCCAGGGCUCACGAAUGUAAACACAAUCAGCAACAAGGGACAGCGAUUAUCGGCCGUGACGUUUCGAAUAUUCAAGGAAAAAGUGAUCAUGUAAAGUCCAAACGUUCGCUGACAGACCACGUUUGUAGUGGCUGUUGUAACAAUGAUUUGUGCAAUAAAGGUUGUAAUGGUACAACACUUGUCGCAGAUCACUGUUCUUCUAGUCCAUGCCUGCAUGGUCGUUGCGAGAAUACCGCAAAUGGAUUUACAUGUAUCUGCGACGAUACGUAUACUGGAGUUACAUGUGAUACUCGUUUCGGGAAAUGUUAUAACAACCCUUGUGUUCAUGGAAAAUGUUAUGGAAACGAAGAGGGCUAUCUGUGUGUUUGUGAAACAGGAUAUGAGGGUCAACGAUGUGAAAACAAGACUGAUUACUGUCAAUCGAGUCCAUGUGUGCAUGGGAGAUGUGUUUCUAACACAGCAAAUUUCACGUGCAUCUGUGGAAGUAAUUUUACAGGAGAAAGAUGCGAAACGGCUAUAGCAGCUGAUUGCUACGACAUUUACACGAAGAACAUCAGCACAAAAAGUGGGGUAUACAGUGUUACGUUGUGGAGAUCAAAACAAAUUAUAGACGUAUAUUGUGACAUGGAUACAUAUCCUUACGGAUGGACGGUUUUUCAGAAACGAUUUGAUGGCUCUGUUGAUUUCUACCGCAAUUUCACAGAGUAUACAGAUGGUUUUGGAAACCUUGGAGGUGAAUUUUGGCUUGGUCUCCGUUAUAUCGAAGAAAUGGCAUCUAAAUAUGAGAGUGAACUUAGACUGAAUGUGGUAGCAGCUGACAAUUCUCAUGUGUACGAGGUCUUUCAAAAUUUCAGUUUAUCGAAAUAUCCAAAUUUUACCCUCCAUCUCGGAUCUCAGACUGUUGAACAAAUAUCAGGUAAUUCAAAUGGACUUUCGUAUUGCAAUGGUUAUGACUUUAGCACAUUCGAUCAUGAUGUGGACACUUCUGACUUAAACUGUGGACAAGUUUAUCAUGGUGGUUGGUGGUACUGGAACUGUGCUCAGUCAAACUUGAAUGGUGAAUAUGUAUCACCACCUGGAGCAAGAUCCAAAUACUACCUAGGAUGGGGAGGUUUCAUCUAUUAUGCAUGGAAACAGCAUGCAACACUUAAAUCUUCACAAAUUAUGUUCAGAAAACACACCUGA
Messenger RNA from Mercenaria mercenaria, 1714 nucleotides. RefSeq names its product protein eyes shut homolog. NCBI's taxonomy places the organism in Eukaryota, Metazoa, Mollusca, Bivalvia, Venerida, Veneridae. The record is from RefSeq and is a predicted model, not a curated record. The transcript is spliced from 15 exons. Gene Ontology annotation, molecular function: calcium ion binding. Bases 74 to 1714 code for a protein of 546 amino acids.